This is a messenger RNA of Vespa mandarinia (Asian giant hornet), 1392 nucleotides long. RefSeq lists its product as uncharacterized. Gene Ontology annotation, biological process: sensory perception of smell; detection of chemical stimulus involved in sensory perception of smell. Gene Ontology annotation, cellular component: plasma membrane. NCBI's taxonomy places the organism in Eukaryota, Metazoa, Arthropoda, Insecta, Hymenoptera, Vespidae. The record is from RefSeq and is a predicted model, not a curated record. Gene Ontology annotation, molecular function: odorant binding; olfactory receptor activity.
AUGUAUGUGUUUAAUAAAAGAGAUUAUUCUACUCUGUCACAACAUGUAAAUUAUGAUUAUCAAUUUUUCAUUCUCUGCCGGUAUGUUUGUAGUCAUUUUAAGAAAGACAGAAAUAAUAAAAAUUUCGAAUGUUCGAAUACUUACAAAUAUCAACCGAUAACAAAUAAUUAUUUAUCAAUUCACGAUAAGGUGACAAUCUACUUUAUAAGGAUAACACAAAUAUCUAUUUUACCAGCGGAAUUGCCUGAAGACGAGAAUUGGAGAAGGGAACGUAUAACGAAAAAUUCUACAAGGGGCUAUAUUUCUAUUGCGAUGCAUACAUCUGUUAUUUUAAAAAUUCAUUUAGAAGGGUUAUUUAGAAUAUUAGAUGUAGAAAACGGCAUAGCCGUAGCAUCAGUUUCGCAGAUUUAUAUACUCAUCUUGUCGGAACUGAAGAUAGAUCCUAUCACGAAAUUAUUGGAAACGGCUUUGCCUUGUUUUAUCUUUGCAUUAACUUAUUUCAACUUUUUAUCGAAAAUAAAGGAACUUCUUUUUCGUAUUAAAUCCGAUUGGAAUAAUAUGACAAACCAGUCUGAAUUGAUAAUAUUAAAAGCAUAUGCUAAUCGAAGCAGAAUGUGUACAAUAUUAAUCGCAAUUGCUUUUUAUGUGUAUAUUACGAUUCUAAUGCUACCAUCCGUGAUACAUGUUAUAUUAUAUAUCUUUGGUGUAAUGGAUGAAACCGAAUUAAUAUUACCAAUCUCUGUUGAUUACUUUUUGAAAGAUCAAGCGAAUUUCUAUUUCGCACUAUUCUACGAAUACGCAUGCUUAAUCGUCUUAAGCACGAUUGGAAUAACACAUUGUUCUAUAUUCGUGUCAUUUAUACAGCAUACCUGCGCUCUUUUCAAUAUCGUCGCAUGGAAGAUACAGAAAAGACAUAAAAGGAAUUCGCACAAUUUCUAUCGUACAUACAAUUUUAUUAAUUAUAACGAAGAGUAUGAGUGGAUUAUCGAUAUCAUAAAAUCCUACGACAAUGUCAUCGAGUUUGUAACGAAUUUCACAAAACUGUUCGUCGAUUUUGUAAAACUUUAUCAUGGGAAAAUUUGUCUUUUCGAGGCGAUAUUCGCAAUGCUUUUGAUUAUCUUAAAUUAUAUUUACUUAUUUCAGAUACUAUCCUUUACUAUAAAUUUGAGCCAAGUAUUACAAAAGACUAAUUAUAUCUUUGGAUCUAUGUGCCAAAUUCCAUUUUACACGUUAUCUUUGAAAACGCAAAAAAUUUUACUAUUUAUGAUAAUGAAGAGCAUGAUGCCAUGCAAUCUUUCUAUUAAAGGAGUGAUCGUAUUAUCCCAUUAUCUUUUUGGCACGUUUAUGAAAACCUCAUUUUCCUACGCCAUGGUAUUUUGUAGUUCGAUGUAA